Molecule: messenger RNA, 1727 nt
Organism: Ceratitis capitata (Mediterranean fruit fly)
Lineage: Eukaryota; Metazoa; Arthropoda; Insecta; Diptera; Tephritidae
Exons: 11
Coding region: 116-1678 (520 amino acids)
Source: RefSeq, a predicted model, not a curated record
GUUAGUCGUGAAGGAUUGAAUUCGUUCGACGUGUUCGUGUUGAAUAAUUAUUACCAAAAUAAAAAAAAAUCCACUAAAGGAAAUUUCAAAUACAGCAUAAAUCUCAAAUUACAAAAUGUACACUAAAUUUUCACUAGUUGCAAUACUUGUUUGCUUCUUUUUACAACUUAGCGGUGCAGAUUUUCCCAAUGACCCGAAGCCAUGUAAGUAUGGAGAUGGCGAUUGUUUAGUAAAAGUCAUAAACUUUUAUUUGCAUGAGAAGAAACAAGGAGAUCCAUCGAUAGGUCUCUUGAGUAUUGAUCCCUUAGACGCCGGCACAUUCACUGUUAAACAAGGCGGUGAUAGUCCGGUUAAUCUUGAACUAACAUUUACUAAUAAUAAACUCUUCGGUUUUGGUGAUGCUUCGGCGUACAAAGCAAGAGGAUUCGGCAAAGAUUUAACCAAGAAACAUGAAUUACGUUUCAAAAUACCCGCAUCUACUUUGACCGGCGAUUAUAAAAUCGAGGGACAAGUGCUGGUAUUACCUAUAAGCGGUUCGGGUAAAAACAAUCUAACACUAAUUGACAACGAUAUGAUACUUCAAUGGGUGGGCGUGCCGGUAGAGAAGGAUGGAGCUACCUAUAUGAAAACAGAUAAAAUGAGAGUCACUCUAAAGCCCAAUAAAUUUAAGUUUAAUUUAGAUAAUUUGUUUAACGGUGACAAAGUUUUGAGUGAUAAUAUGAAUUUGUUCUUAAAUGAAAAUGCAAAAGAAAUCUACCAAGAAAUUGGUGGAACUUAUUCAAAAGAAUUGGCCAAAAUAAUGUCAAACAUUAUUGAUAAAGUCUUCUCCAAAACACCUUAUAAUAAAUUGUUUGUAGAAUAUGGCUCAGUUGUGUGGAGACCACACUAUGAAUUAGAAUCUCCCUCAGAACAAAGAAUCCUUCAACAUAAAAUGUUUACUAUGUACGGAGUUGUUGCAAUAUUUGUUUGCUCCUUUUUACAAUAUAGCGGUGCAGAUUUUCCCGAUGAUCCGAAGCCAUGUAAGUUUGGAGAUGAAGAUUGUUUACUAAAAGCGAUCAAUUUUUAUUUACAUGAAAAGAAUCAAGGAGAUGCAUCGAUAAAUCUCCUAAAAAUUGAUCCCAUAGAUGCUGGCACAUUUACACUCAAACAGGGUGCUGAUAAUCCGGUUAAUAUUGAUUUAACAUUCUCUAAUAAUAAAAUUACUGGUGUUGGCGAUGCUUCGGCGUAUAAAGUUAGAGGUUUUGGCAAGGAUUUAACCAAGAAACAUGAAUUACGUUUCAAAAUACCCGCAUCUACUUUGACCGGCGAUUAUAAAAUCGAGGGACAAGUGCUGGUAUUACCUAUAAGCGGUUCGGGUAAAAACAACAUCACAAUGGUUGACGCCGAUUUCGUACUUCAAUGGGUUGGUGUGCCGUUGGAGAAGGAUGGUGCUACCUAUAUGAAAACCGAUAAAUUCAGAGUCAUGAUAAAGCCCAGUAAAGUGCUUUUCAAUUUUGAAAAUUUAUUCAAUGGCGACAAAGCAUUGGGUGAUAAUAUGAAUUUGUUCUUAAAUGAAAAUUGGAAGGAAAUCUUUCAAGAAGUCGAUGUAUCAUUCUCAAAAGAAAUGGGCAAAUUAAUGUCGGGCAUUAUUGAUGGAGUUUUCUCUAAAAUACCAUAUGAUAAAUUGUUUGUACAAUAAAUGUAAGUUCAAUAAAAUCACUCGUAUUAUUGCGAAAUGUAUAACGGCA